This is a messenger RNA of Amoebophrya sp. A25, 788 nucleotides long. Lineage: Eukaryota; Dinophyceae; Syndiniales; Amoebophryaceae. The record is from the annotation of a GenBank genome assembly.
GGGAGAGCCGGUUUUGUCUGCUCUGCUUGCGGGGCUGCUUUUCAAUCCAGAGAUAGUUUGCUCAGACACUGCUUGUACAAGCUGGAACAAGCGGCUAAGAAGAGAACCACUUCAGUACUAGAGAGGAUAUCGGAGGAAGCAACAACCACUGGUGCUACACAACGAGUGCCGAAUGUAGCUGCUACUCAAGAACAAAAAAACGCUGCUUCCAAAGCUGACACUACGUCGACUAGUUGUACAACCGCGACAUCAUCUGCUCAGCCAAAUCCAUCGACACGAGCGCAGAUACCAGGAGCUGCCAGUUGUGGCACUACAGCAGGACUUGGAGCACCUCUACCAGUUUCUUCUUUUGCCCAACUUCUGAACAACAAUCCUCAGCUGCCUCAAAAAGGCCAAUCCAGAAAUCCGACAACGAAGAAACCGCCCUUCAUAUCUGAAGACAAAGCUCUCCGUUUGCGUAUCUUGGGAACGACCGAGGAUCCGCAUCGUCCUUUACUCCAGUUUCUUUUGAAACAUCAACAAAAGACUAAGGGGAUUCAUGUUCUUCAUAGUGCACUUGGAGGCGUAGGAGCAGCAUCAGGUGCUGCUGGAUCUUCGCUAGGAGGUCUAGGAAUAGGGACUACUAGGACAACGACAUCUACUUCUGCUGUAUCGGGAUCGGGUGCAGCUGGGUCUAACAAGAACUACAUAACUCCUACGACCUCAUCUUCCAGUACAACCCUGAACAAGAACUCUUCUGCUAAACCAGCCUUGCGCAAGAUCGUUGAGCAAUAUCUAGAAGAAAAUUG